Gorilla gorilla gorilla (western lowland gorilla) is the source of this 1204-nucleotide messenger RNA. RefSeq names its product complement C1q and tumor necrosis factor-related protein 9A-like. The transcript is spliced from 3 exons. The record is from RefSeq and is a predicted model, not a curated record. Gene Ontology annotation, molecular function: protein binding. NCBI's taxonomy places the organism in Eukaryota, Metazoa, Chordata, Mammalia, Primates, Hominidae. The coding region runs from base 14 to 1015 and encodes 333 amino acids.
CUGUCAUCUGACCAUGAGGAUCUGGUGGCUUCUGCUUGCCAUUGAAAUCUGCACAGGGAACAUAAACUCACAAGACAUGUGCAGGCAAGGGCACCCUGGCAUCCCUGGGAACCCCAGUCACAAUGGUCUGCCUGGAAGAGAUGGACGAGACGGAGCGAAGGGUGACAAAGGCGAUGCAGGAGAACCAGGACGUCCUGGCAGCCCGGGGAAGGAUGGGACGAGUGGAGAGAAGGGAGAACGAGGAGCAGAUGGAAAAGUUGAAGCAAAAGGCAUCAAAGGUGAUCAAGGCUCAAGAGGAUCCCCAGGAAAACAUGGCCCCAAGGGGCUUGCAGGGCCCAUGGGAGAGAAAGGCCUCCGAGGAGAGACUGGGCCUCAGGGGCAGAAGGGGAAUAAGGGUGACAUGGGUCCCACUGGUCCUGAGGGGCCGAGGGGCAACAUUGGGCCUUUGGGCCCAACUGGUUUACCGGGCCCCAUGGGCCCUAUUGGAAAGCCUGGUCCCAAGGGAGAAGCUGGACCCAUGGGGCCCCAGGGUGAGCCAGGAGUCCGGGGAAUAAGAGGCUGGAAAGGAGAUCGAGGAGAGAAAGGGAAAAUCGGUGAGACUCUAGUCUUGCCAAAAAGUGCUUUCACUGUGGGGCUCACGGUGCUGAGCAAGUUUCCUUCUUCAGAUGUGCCCAUUAAAUUUGAUAAGAUCCUGUAUAACGAAUUCAACCAUUAUGAUACAGCAGCGGGGAAAUUCACGUGCCACAUUGCUGGGGUCUAUUACUUCACCUACCACAUCACUGUUUUCUCCAGGAAUGUUCAGGUGUCUUUGGUCAAAAAUGGAGUAAAAAUACUGCACACCAAAGAUGCUUACGUGAGCUCUGAGGACCAGGCCUCUGGCAGCAUUGUCCUGCAGCUGAAGCUCGGGGAUGAGAUGUGGCUGCAGGUGACAGGAGGAGACAGGUUCAAUGGCUUGUUUGCUGAUGAGGACGAUGACACAACUUUCACAGGGUUCCUUCUGUUCAGCAGCCCGUGACAGAGGAGAGUUUAUAAAUCCGCCACACCAUCCAUCAGAAUCAGCUUGGGAUGAACUUAUUCAGAUGGUUUUACUUUAUUAAUUCCUCCAAUUAUUACAAUAAUCAUAAAAAGGUGAAAACGGAAAAGUUAUUCCCAAAACUGAUUCUAUGUAACUUACUAUUUUUCCAGGAGUAAAUACUUAAAAUAG